Messenger RNA from Pelagomonas calceolata, 705 nucleotides. The record is from the annotation of a GenBank genome assembly. NCBI's taxonomy places the organism in Eukaryota, Pelagophyceae, Pelagomonadales, Pelagomonadaceae.
AUGACUCUGAAAACGCUCACGAUCGCGCUAGUCUGCGGCACGGCCCAGGCAGGUUACAGCAUUAGCAGCAUGCUCACAACGCGCCGCAAGAAGACCCCGGGAUCCGGGGGCUCGGCGGACGGGCCGUCUGACGAAAUCGAAGCGCUAGCCGGCGAGAGUUUUGACUGGCUCGCGAACCUCGGCGCACCGGCCGCGCUCGUCGCGGGCGCGAUCAUGGCCACGCUUGUGGAGCAAGGCGAUUUUUUGAGAACCACAAGCCGCGACACUAAAACAUGGGCGCGCUACAUGAAGCGGUCGGCCCACGUGCUGUUGAUCACCGCGUUGGCGAUGUCGCUCUUCUCGAUCUUCGGAACCACUGUCACGGGCACGAUGUUAAAAGGACUCGGCGAUGGGCACAAGACGGACUGGGUCGAGACGACGUCGCCCAUGGCCUUCAUGCAUCAAAAUCUGCCGUUCGAGUUCCUCAUCUGUAGAUUUUGUUUCCUCCAGGGUCUGUUAAAUUGGAUGCUGGGCCUCGCGCUCAUGUACAUCGGGAACGCGCCCGCGGCGGGCGGCAAGGCGUCGACGAAGAUAUAUUUUUUCUUCGGCUUCCUCCUGCUGUCGGUCGUGAUGCUCAUGGUCGCGUUUUUGAACAAGCACAUGAGCUUCUAUGCGAAUUACAUGGGCAUGGUCGCGCACUUCGCGGAGGUCUUCGUUGGAGGAUGA